Molecule: messenger RNA, 800 nt
Organism: Neodiprion fabricii
Lineage: Eukaryota; Metazoa; Arthropoda; Insecta; Hymenoptera; Diprionidae
Product: guided entry of tail-anchored proteins factor 1-like
Exons: 5
Coding region: 139-621 (160 amino acids)
Biological process (GO): tail-anchored membrane protein insertion into ER membrane
Source: RefSeq, a predicted model, not a curated record
CUCUUUGCUGGCUGUCUUUAGUGGUCUUUGGCUACCGUCAGUCAACGAUACAAUCAAUGAUAACCUCAAUGCACGUAUUAAUCCGUGGGAAUGAAAUCUCACGACACGAUAACUGAUGAGUACUAAUAGAAUCUAAAGAUGAAUUAUCUUUUUAUUAUUUCUACGGCUAGUUGCGUUUUGGAACUCGUUAUUCCAGCAAUAGCUAAAUUUCUCACAGAUUGUAUAACUAAAGAAGCUGAAUCAGAUCGACCGCUACACAGAGAUUUAAUUGAGCUCAAUCGUCAAAUGGAACAAAUUUCAAUGGUUGAUGAAUUUGCCAAGUAUGCAAGGCUUCAGCGUCAGUGUAAUAAGUUGGAAGCCAAAUUAUCCACCAGAGUCCAGGCAUUGACGAUGUCGAGAAUGAAGCUGAGACUAUUUAUUACAUACACCAUAAGAAUAUUGAAUGGUAUCAUUGUUGCAAUUUUGUUGUACCUUUACCGCUUGGAACCUAUUGCUGUUCUACCAAAAGAUGCAUUAUGGCCCCUACAAAAUAUCCUCAGUUGGCCGUGCCCCCUUGAAAAUUCUGUUUCAUUAACAAUGUGGUUAGUGAUAUCAAGACUGGCAAUUUCAAGCUUAAAAUAGUUCCAGAUUACACAAAUUGUACCGGAGUUGGAUCAUAAAAUGUAAUCUUUGUUACAAAUAUUACCACCGACUACGUUACCUUAUCCAAUAUUACAUAGCAUAAUACUGUGACUACUGUGGUCAUUUCUAUGCAUUUUUCAUAUACAUCUAUCUUUUUGAAAUAAAGAAGUUAUUCUGUA